AUUAUGCAAAAAUCUGUAGAAGUAAAAACAGUGAUCUCAAGGACAGAAGAUAGGAAAGCAAAUCUAUCAAAUACACUGAUUUGGCUUUCGGUGGUUUCCUGUCUCCUGUCUAUGCAAUAUGGUUACAACAUCUGGGUAUCCUACUCUCCUACUGUGCUCUUGCAUGACUUUUAUAACAUAACCUCAUUUGACGAUAUGGCAGACCCAGAUGCUCAGUUGUUCUUGAUGGCAGUCACCAUUGCUUUAUUCCCAUUUGGAGGCAUAUUUGGGGCAGUUCUGGCUGCCUGUUUGAUGGAUAAUAUUGGCAGGAAAAACACCUUGUUGUUUGCUAAUGUGCUUUCACUUGCCUCUGCUUUCCUCAUGUCUUUGUCCAAUGUGGUAUAUGCUUAUGAAUUCACCAUGUUUGCACGCAUGUUUACUGGGAUAUGCACAGGUAUAGUUUCCAGUGCAGUUCCAGUGUACCUUGGUGAGAUCUCCCCCAGAAACCUGAGGGGUAGCAUUGUCAUGAUGCCCCACUUCUUUCUAACCCUUGGGGUUCUGUUGGCUCAGAUCUUUGCUCUCCAAGAAGUUCUAGGAACACCAAAAGGAUGGCCUGUACUUAUGGGCCUUUCUGGAAUCAUGCCAUUGUCCCAAAGUGUGAUGUUGCCUUUCUUCCCUGAAAGUCCAAGAUAUCUAAUGAUUCAGAAGAGGAAUGAAGGAAAGGCAAAAAAAGUUUUGAAGAUGUUGAGAGAGAGAGAUAAUGUCAAUGAUGAGAUUGAGGAGCUUCGUGAAGAGGACAUUGCUGAGAAGGCUGAAAAGCAGAUGAAUGCAAUCAAACUGCUAGGGACCCGAAGCUUGCGGUGGCAUGUCCUUACUAUAGUGGUCCUGAUGGGUGGUCUGCAGCUAUGUGGGACCAAUGCGGCAUACUUUUAUACGGAGAGAACCUAUGGGAGUACAAAUGUGGGAAUUAGCAAUGUGCACUAUAUUAGUAUCGCCUCAACAGCUUUACUCAGCUGCUCAACUUUGUUAGGGAUAUUCCUGGUGGAUACUUUGGGACGAAGGGUACUGCUUCUCAUUGGCUUUUUAGCCUGUUCCAUCCUCUUAAUUCUGAUAACCAUGUCCCUCGAAAUUCAGCAAAUCAUCCCAGAGAUGUCAUAUGUCAGUGCCAUUUUGAUUGACUUAUUCCUCCUUGGACAGUCCUUUGGGCCAAUUCCAGUUCCACCUGUAAUUGUAGUAGAGUUGUUUUGUCAGUCAUCACGAGCCUCCGCUUUUAUGAUUGCAGGAUUUGUGCAAUGGCUUAUCAGCUUUAUUACAGGAGUGACAUUCCUUCAUGUACAGAAACAACUUGGUGACUUCAGCUUCCUGCUGUUCUUUCCUGUCUCUAUAGCUACCUUUGUUUAUAUUUUCAAAAUCCUCCCUGAAACCAAAAAGAGGACCUUUGUGGAUAUCAAGAGAAUCAUGGCAAUCCAGACACUCAGGAAGAUUCAGGUCACAGGACCUGUACAUAAAUAG
Sceloporus undulatus (fence lizard) is the source of this 1491-nucleotide messenger RNA. Its product is annotated as solute carrier family 2, facilitated glucose transporter member 5-like. Bases 4 to 1491 code for a protein of 495 amino acids. Gene Ontology annotation, biological process: monosaccharide transmembrane transport. Gene Ontology annotation, cellular component: membrane. The transcript is spliced from 12 exons. The record is from RefSeq and is a predicted model, not a curated record. Gene Ontology annotation, molecular function: hexose transmembrane transporter activity. NCBI's taxonomy places the organism in Eukaryota, Metazoa, Chordata, Lepidosauria, Squamata, Phrynosomatidae.